Lonchura striata (white-rumped munia) is the source of this 1183-nucleotide messenger RNA. RefSeq lists its product as uncharacterized. Lineage: Eukaryota; Metazoa; Chordata; Aves; Passeriformes; Estrildidae. Gene Ontology annotation, molecular function: adenine phosphoribosyltransferase activity. The record is from RefSeq and is a predicted model, not a curated record.
GUGGCCUCAAAAAAAUCCCUGCACUGCCCGGGACCACCCAAAGCUGCGGGACACCCCCCGAGCAUCGCCCUGGCUCGCUGGCCCUCGCAUCACAGGGUGCCACACCACUGUGCCACCCGCGCUGGCACGGGCUGGGGACACCCACGUGGGGUGCAAACACCGCAGCCCCUUUUCUUCCCAGCACAGCACUGCCUGGCUGGGACAGCAGAGCCGGAGGGGGACAUCGCUGGCCCGUGGGAAGGGUUCCUGCCUGGCACUGUUCCAGCGUCCAGCUGGCCGAGGGCGCUGGCCCGGUGCCACAGGGGCUGCCCCCGCUCAGCUGUCGCUGUCUGUGACGCUCCCGUGACGGUCCCGCUCGGCUCAGCCCUGCCACCAGCACCCAGUGCUUGCAGCGCCUGCAGUCCCCACGCAUGGACCUGUGCCACGUCCCUGCCACCCGGGAGAAGGGCUGGUACCUGGCACUGAUGGCCCCCAACGUCAAAGGUCCCAACUAUGCCUGGCUGGACCCCUCCCGGCUCUACUGCCACCCGCAAGGCUUGCAGGACUGCGUGGCCGACCUGCUGCAGCCCUUCCAGGGAGAUGCCAUCGACAUGGUGGCCGGCAUCGACGCCAUGGGCUUCAUCCUGGGCGCCGCGGCCGCUGCUGCUCUGCGGAAAGGCUUCCUGGCCAUCCGCAAAGCCGGGCACCUGUGCGUGCAGACGGUGGCACAGCCCUACAGCGACUACUCGGGCCGCCAGAAGGUGAUGGAGGUCCGCACCGAUGCCAUCUCACCGGGUCUGCGCAUCCUUCUGGUGGACCAGUGGGUUGAAACUGGGGGCACCAUGAGAGCGGCCAUCGAGCUGGUGGAGCGGCUGGGCGGGGUCGUGGCAGGCGUCGCUGCCAUCUGCAUGGAGAACAGCGAGGGAGGGAAGUGGAUCCAGGAGCGCUACAAGUGCUCCCACUGUGUCCCCCCGCGCCUGCAGCCCCGCUUCGACCAGCACCGCUUUGGCUGGGACUGACGUGGGAGUGUCACCUCGUGUGUCCCCUGGAGGGCUGCUGGCUCUGCAGGACAGGGAUGCUCCUCGGUGGAAAAGGAACUCAUCCUCAGCGGCAGCCAUCCAUCCUCCUGCUUCCCUGUGAGCCUGGGGGCUGCAGCCAGGGACAGGGAGACCCACAGCCAGCCCCAGCCCCCUGCCCCCAGCCC